CACACACACACACACACACACACACACACACACACACACACACACACACAGUUCCCACAUGUCUACUAAGGAAAAGUUGAGGUGCUGCUCUGUGAUCCUGCUCAGGAACAGAUUCAAAGCUUUACACAGUUAGAAGAAAGAGAGGUGAGCAUGUCUUCCUGUGUGGCAAAGUCCAGAAGCAAGAACCCGUACGCAGCAGUGCAGGUGGACCCGGACAGUGACUACAUCACACCGGGAACAUUAGACCUGGAGCAGCUGUUCUGGUCCGGCACCGGGGCUCAGUACGCCCAUGUCAACCAGGUCUGGCCCAAUAUCUACAUCGGGGAUGAGAAAACAGCUCUGGAGCGGCCUGGCCUGAGGGAGCUGGGUAUUACACAUGUCCUCAAUGCAGCGGAGGGAAAGUUUAAUAAUGUACUGACUGGUGCUGAUUACUACACGGACAUGGACAUCCAGUACUUUGGUGUGGAGGCUGAUGACAAACCCACCUUCAACAUCUCCCAGUACUUCUGCCCUGCAACCCAAUUCAUCCACGAGGCCCUCAGUCAACCGCAGAACAAGGUGCUGGUGCACUGUGUGAUGGGUCGGAGCAGAUCAGCGACUCUGGUCUUGGCAUACUUGAUGAUGAAAUGCAGCUUAACUGUGGUGGAUGCUGUUGAACAUGUGAAACAGCGCCGCUGCAUUCUGCCCAAUCACGGCUUCCUAAAGCAGCUCAGAGCACUAGACAUCAUGUUACAAGAGGAGAGGCUGAGGCAAAAAAGAGAGAUGCAACAACAAUAGUUAACAAUAGAUAGAUAAUAUCUCUGUUUACCACUUUGAUUGUCCUCUGAAUCCAUCUCAGGUAUAUGAAAAUGUUCUUUUUGUUUCUUUAACGACUGUGUCAUUAAACUCUGUUUUGUUUUUCA
This is a messenger RNA of Epinephelus lanceolatus (giant grouper), 902 nucleotides long. RefSeq names its product dual specificity phosphatase 29. Gene Ontology annotation, molecular function: MAP kinase phosphatase activity; protein tyrosine/serine/threonine phosphatase activity. The record is from RefSeq and is a predicted model, not a curated record. Gene Ontology annotation, cellular component: cytoplasm. Gene Ontology annotation, biological process: negative regulation of MAPK cascade; protein dephosphorylation. NCBI's taxonomy places the organism in Eukaryota, Metazoa, Chordata, Actinopteri, Perciformes, Serranidae.